This is a messenger RNA of Marasmius oreades (fairy-ring Marasmius), 1569 nucleotides long. RefSeq lists its product as uncharacterized. Lineage: Eukaryota; Fungi; Basidiomycota; Agaricomycetes; Agaricales; Marasmiaceae. Bases 1 to 1569 code for a protein of 522 amino acids. The transcript has 2 exons. The record is from RefSeq and is a predicted model, not a curated record.
AUGCAGUGUCGUGUCCUCUCCCUUAUAUUUUCCACGUAUCAACAACCAUUUCAUUACCCCUUGCGAUUCCUCAUAUGCAGCCGCCCUGAAUCCUGGAUCCGACAAGAAUUUUAUCGAUUCAGCGAGCUCACCAAACAUAUUGAACUGGAUGAUUCAUUCCUCCCCGAGUAUGACAUCGAACUUUACCUCAAUCAGCAGUUUCAGGAGAUCCGAAAAGAUCCCAGAUAUUCACAGGUUGUGUUCCCAGACCCAUGGCCGGCUUCUCGUGAUGUUCGCUUCCUGGUUGAGAAAGCUGAUCGCCAAUUCAUUUAUGUAUCGACUGCCAUGAUGUUCAUCAAGGCGGAGUACACGAUUCCGACUGACCAGCUUUGCAUCAUCCUCGAUACUAUAUCCAACCGGUUCUUCCAUUCCUCGAGAGAGUCGCCCUUCAAUGAUCUGGACGAACUCUAUCUCAUGAUAUUGCGUGCCAACCCUGACCGCGAUAAGCGUCAGCUCCCCAUUCUCGCAGUGAUCGUCGUAAUUCAGGACACAUUUCCAGCAUUCAUCGAGCUCCUACUCGGAUACUCCCCUGGCACGGUUACUCAGACGUUACGUGCAAUGCACUCCGUGCUUGACGUCCGCGAUCGGGAGGAUAAAAUCACGGUUCACCACAAAUCCUUUGCUGAUUUCCUCCUUGAUCAGGCACGGUCAAGGGGGUUCUUUAUCGAUAAGUUGAUGUGGAAGGACUCUCUGGCCUGUCGCUGGACUAAAGCUCUAGCAGAGCAAUGCAGAAAGGAUCCUGAGCUGCUAAGGAGCAGCAGACGCUCAGCUUAUUCAAAGUCUUCAUGGAAGUUGGUACAGGAAUGGAACAACAGUGCCUGCCUUGGAAUAGUGAGUCAUAGUAUGAGUAGUGAGCUGAUGUCGAAGGUCGAUGCUUUCUACCACGUGGUUUUGUCCAUUUCCGCGGAGUCAGUGGGUCACGACAUGCUCCUUCACCUACUUGCUGCCAUUCACCUACUUUCGUCUGGUGGUCCCGAUUUCAUUCAACUAUUGCUUGGACUUCGGAGAGAGGAUUUAGACCAGGCAUUGCAAGCAAUGGACACGGUUAUUUGGGACGAACACUCACCGCGUAUAUUGGUCACUUCCCUUCGUAGAACUUAUAGAUUCUGGGAUUUCCUAUUUGACCGAGAACGGUCACAUGGCUUUUUCAUUGAAAAAGACUAUCAGAGUGACUUUAUUGCGCAGAAAUGUCUCCAUCUUUUCCAGAUGGAUGAGGGCGUAGAUAAGACAUUGGUCGAAGAUUGGGCUCGCAUCUGCACUGAGGUCGACAAUCCUACCGAGGAAUUGUUGUUCGAGCUUGGCCGUAUGGAUUUAGGUGGUACCCUCACGAAAUCUCUGAACUCUUCGCAUGAUCUGUUUCGUGACUUUAAAAUGAUCUCAACCUGGCUAACGUCUAAAACUAACAGCGUAGCUCUCCCUAAUCUUACCGAUCAAUUCGAAAACGUCCAAAGAGGAUUUCAACUCCGAUACCCGGUACAGACCUGUUAUAUAUCCCAGCUGGUUGUGCUCAAGUUUUCAAAGCAGUCGUAG